Messenger RNA from Selaginella moellendorffii, 2454 nucleotides. RefSeq names its product pre-rRNA-processing protein TSR1 homolog. The transcript is spliced from 21 exons. Gene Ontology annotation, biological process: maturation of SSU-rRNA from tricistronic rRNA transcript (SSU-rRNA, 5.8S rRNA, LSU-rRNA); endonucleolytic cleavage of tricistronic rRNA transcript (SSU-rRNA, 5.8S rRNA, LSU-rRNA); ribosome biogenesis. Gene Ontology annotation, cellular component: nucleus; preribosome, small subunit precursor. Lineage: Eukaryota; Viridiplantae; Streptophyta; Lycopodiopsida; Selaginellales; Selaginellaceae. Bases 32 to 2344 code for a protein of 770 amino acids. Gene Ontology annotation, molecular function: GTPase activity; U3 snoRNA binding; GTP binding. The record is from RefSeq and is a predicted model, not a curated record.
CCCUAGCUAGGGUUUUGGGGUUAUAACGGCAAUGGCUGGAUCGGGGAGAGCGCAGAAGAACAAGGCUCACAAGACGCGCUUCUCCUCCAAAUCGUCUCGUCGAGAUCACAAAUUGGCAGGGACUACAAAGGAGAAGAAUUCAAAGAAAUCCGCAGUCCAGCAGAGUGCCAAGGAGCUCAGGUUGCAGAGGAACAAAAAUAUUCGUGACAGCAAACGAGCGAUUUUGCUCUCCGAGAGACGUGGAAUUAAAGGAGAUAAAAGUGCCCCUCGUGUACUCGUUCUGGUUCCUUUGGAUUCUCGGGCACAAACUGGAGAACUCAAGAAGAGAAUUGUUGCAGCAUGCCUGGGCGAUGAGUCCUGUGCUGUUGACGCCAUGGAAACUGAAAAUCCAAGUGAGGGAAGUCUCGGUUCCAUCAGUAUACCAAGACUCAAAUUCAGAUUAACUGUGCUUGAGGCACCUUACGGGGACCUCCAAACCUGUCUACAAGCUGUCAAGGUGGCAGACAUUGUUGCUUUCGUGUUCUCCGUAGCGGAGAAUGACGAAAACGUUUUUGAAAAGAGUGGCAAGCCUGUUCUCUCCAUGUUGAAGGCACAAGGUCUCCCACAUACUAUUGGCAUUCCAUUGGGGCUGGGAGAUGUGGCUUCUAAGAAACGCGCAGAUGUUUGGAAGCUCUAUCACGAUAGGCUCGAGGCUGAAUUUCCUCCUCACGUGAAAACCUUCGAUGGCAGUAGCAACGACGAAGCUCAGCAGAUGCUUAGGCAUAUUUCCGAGCAGCGCCCUUCUCACCUUCAAUGGCGUUCGCAGCGGCCAUACGUAAUGGCAGAGCAGCUUGCCUUUGAAGCUGAUUCCCAAUCUCCUAGCGUGGGAACGCUGCGUCUUUCGGGCUAUGUUCGGGAGCAAAGUCUUUCAGUCAAUAAGCUGAUUCACAUAUCAGGAAUAGGGGAUUUUCAGUUGGAAAAGAUGGAGAUUCUUGACGAUCCUUGCCCUCUGUCUAAUAAAAAGUUUGACGGCAUGGCAGUAGACGCACACAAGGAAAUACUUCCAGAUCCAAACAAGCAGGAAGCUCUUGUUAUAGAGAACAUCCUUGAUCCUCUUGCUGGCGAGCAGACAUGGCCAACCGAAGAAGAACUGGCUAAAGCUGAUGUCCGAGACCAAGGCCGGAAACGCAGAAAGCUGCCCAAGGGGACUUCUGAUUAUCAGGCAUCCUGGAUUAUGGAUGAGUCUGAUGAAGAAGAGGGAAGUGACAUUGAAAAUGCCGAAAACACACAGGAGAUGCAGUGUGACGAUGAGUAUCAAGAUGAUGCAUCACGCGGCGCAUUUGAGGAAGAGGAGACUGAAGCAGACACAAGCGAAAUGAUGGAUGAUGAACCUUUGAGCAUCAGUCAGCGUAAAGAAGAGAUUCAGCGUCUGAAAGAGGCUGUUAGAAGCGAUGAAGAAUUUCCGGAUGAGGUGGAUACACCCAUGGACGUGCCAGCUAGAGAGCGUUUUGCCAGAUAUAGAGGAUUAAAAUCCAUGCGAACUUCAGCUUGGGAUCCAAAGGAAUCUCUGCCAGCGGACUACGCAAGAAUAUUUGCGUUUGACAACUUUAACAGAACAAUGAAGCAUGUUACCAAGAAGGCUAGCUGCGUCGACGAGGCGUUCUCAGCGUGUACGGGCUCGUUUGUGAGACUUCAUAUAAGGAACUUCUCGAGUUCCGUCGCUGCGAGCCUUUUGGAAUCCUAUAGGACGUGUCCUCUGGUGGCCUGUGGGUUAUUCCAGCAUGAAUCCAAGAUGACCGUCGUGCAUUUCAGCAUCAAGAAGAACGAUAGCUUCACGGAACCAAUCAAAUCAAAAGAGAAUUUGCUUUUCCACAUAGGCUUUCGAUCUUAUUUCACCAGGCCCAUAUUUUCCACUGACGAUAUCAACAUGAACAAGCAUAAGUACGAACGUUUUCUUCAUGCAGGACGAUUCUCUGUGGCCUCGGUCAUUAUGCCCGUGCAGUUCCCACCCGGCCCGCUCGUAGUCUUCAAGCGUGACGCUCAAAAUCUACACUACGUAGCAUCAGGUCUGCUGAAGAAUGCAGACCCGGACAGGAUCAUUCUAAAGAAGAUCAUACUUUCGGGAUACCCUCUCAGAGUCUCGAAAAGAAAAGCAAUCGUUCGCUACAUGUUUCACAAUCCCGAAGACGUCAAAUGGUUUAAGCCUCUCGAGCUGUGGACAAAGUAUGGAAGAAGGGGCCGUAUCAUGGAACCAGUAGGAACUAGAGGAGCUAUGAAAUGCGUGUUCGAUGGCGUCGUCCAGCAGAGAGACGCGGUAUGCGUGAAUCUAUACAAGCGCGUCUAUCCAAAGUGGCCGCAACAGUAGAGCUACAGGCGAAGAUCGCUAGAGAAACACCGAUUUUGUUUUCUCCCGUUAAAAAACUACUGCUGCUCAGGUGUAUCUCUCAAACACUAAGAAAUCCUUGAUUUUUUUGA